AUGGCAGUGUAUGGUAAAAUUGAAUCAUUCGAUUUUGAAAUGAACUGGGAUGAGUAUGUAGAGAGAGUAGAGCAGUAUUUUAUAGCUAAUGGAGUGGAGGACGCAGACAAACAACGGUCGAUAUUGUUGACGGUUAUGGGUCAGAAAAUGUAUGGACUAGUGCGAAACCUCACAUCUCCCGCAAAGCCCUCCGCCAAAACAUAUGAUGAAUUGAAGACACUCAUUUCUCAGCAUUUAAAGCCGAAACCUCUCAUUAUAGCAGAACGCUUUAAAUUUUAUCAACGAAAUCAACAUUCGAAUGAAACUGUAUGUCAAUAUGUGGCUGGAUUGAGACGGCUCAGUGAACAUUGUGAAUUUGGUGCAUUUCUAGAUGAUGCAUUGAGAGACAGGUUUGUGUCGUGUUUGUCUUCCAUCCCUACACAACGGAAACUCCUAACCGAAGCUACUCUGACAAUGACUAAAGCAAGAGAGAUAGCAGUGAGUAUGGAAAUGGCUGAAAAUGAGGCCCGGAAGUUAAAGGGUGACAGAGUGGAUAAAGCUGAAAAUGUUCACAAAUUUCAAGCGUCAAAAGAAUGUUUCCGCAGUGGUAAGUCUAAUCAUAGCGCAGACAGAUGUUUCUACAAGAACAGUAAGUGUCAUACAUGUAAGGAAGUAGGACAUUUACACAAGAGAUGCCCAAAAUCCAAAACCUCUAGAGAUAAACCUGGUAACUCCAAAAAUCAAGGUACUGGUGGUACUAGAUGUAAUACUGAUUCAGCCAGGCCAACAAAGGGGGACUCAAAGAAACAUAAGAAGAGUUCGAAGAUUCAUUUCAUUGAGGAUUCAGACCAGGAGGAUGUUUCGGAAGUAUGGCCGAUAUUCUCUAUAAAGUCCACAGGGCAAAAGGAAAUAAGAAUUUCUGUUGACAUCGAAAAGAUAGCUCAAACGAUGGAGCUUGACACCGGUUCACCAGUUUCAUUGAUAUCUGAUAAGGAUUUCAGAGCUAAAUUCCAGGGAAAAUUCAACCUACAAAACAGCUCGACAAUGUUGAAAACAUAUACUGGUGAAGUAUUACCAGUGUUGGGUGAGGCUAACAUCAAAGUGUCUUAUGAGGGACAGACCAAACUUUUACCAUUGCUUGUUGUGGAAGGUGAUGGACCAGCAUUAUUUGGAAGGAAUUGGUUAGGACAACUUCGACUUAACUGGAAAACAAUAAACAUGAUGUCUAUCAACGAACAGAAAUAUUCAGUGUUUGAGGACAAGUUAGGCACGGUCAAGGGGAUCACAGCAUCAAUCAAGCUCAAGGACAAUGCCCAACCUAAGUUUUUCAAGGCCAGAACUGUACCUUAUGCGCUGAAAGACCAGAUAGGUGCAGGACUUCUCAGUUUAGAGAAUGCAGGCAUAGUGGAAGAGGUGGACAGUUCAGAGUGGGCAACACCCAUUGUGCCAGUCAUGAAACCAGACGGUUCAGUUAGAAUUUGUGGUGAUUUCUAG
Messenger RNA from Ylistrum balloti, 1473 nucleotides. RefSeq lists its product as uncharacterized. The coding region runs from base 1 to 1473 and encodes 490 amino acids. Lineage: Eukaryota; Metazoa; Mollusca; Bivalvia; Pectinida; Pectinidae. Gene Ontology annotation, molecular function: nucleic acid binding; zinc ion binding. The transcript has a single exon. The record is from RefSeq and is a predicted model, not a curated record.